This is a messenger RNA of Polyodon spathula (Mississippi paddlefish), 3289 nucleotides long. RefSeq names its product cAMP responsive element binding protein 3-like 4 (gene creb3l4). Gene Ontology annotation, molecular function: DNA-binding transcription factor activity, RNA polymerase II-specific; RNA polymerase II cis-regulatory region sequence-specific DNA binding. NCBI's taxonomy places the organism in Eukaryota, Metazoa, Chordata, Actinopteri, Acipenseriformes, Polyodontidae. Gene Ontology annotation, biological process: regulation of transcription by RNA polymerase II. The coding region runs from base 451 to 1839 and encodes 462 amino acids. Gene Ontology annotation, cellular component: nucleus. The record is from RefSeq and is a predicted model, not a curated record. The transcript has 11 exons.
CUACCCCAGCCUCCGGGACAAUGCUGUUCUUGUUUGUCUGGCUCUGCAACUAAACGUCCCACCUACUCCAUUGCUUAUUUAGCGAGGGGCGCCGUUCCAAACCAUGUUUACGUUUCAAAUCUUUGGGAGAUGCACAGAGCGGGUGGUUUUGCAGUAAUCGGUGAAGCAACGAGGCAGUAAAGUAGCAAUCGUGAACUCCUGCACGGUCCUUCGACGCGGCAGAUUGCUACAAGGACUGGGUUUUGUUCUCAGUUUCGGAGAACUUUGGACACACAAGCAUUACCUCUCCUCAGCUCGGACGGGUUGGCAAUAACUCGACGCAAGAAACCAAGGUUCAUGUCAGGCACGGUAUCUGCAUCACUCGAGUGGCUGUAAGACAUCAAGGACACAGAGCUUUAAAGAGUCAAAAACAAAAUCAGAUAAGAUCACUGAGACCCGGAACAAGGGAAAAUGACGCAGAUGGACGAGGAGAAUCGGGGAGUGUUCUUCGGACAACGGGAAGAGGAGGAGGGGGUUGAGGGACCCUUUGUCUGUUCCGAUCCCCUGUAUGGGGGUCCUGAGACAGGCUUGGAGAAGUGGGCUGUGAAUCAGCACUGUGGUUUGAACGACAGUGAAUCGGAAGAUGUCUUGCACUCCAUCGUUGACCCGAAUGAGGUGUACAGUUCUAAUCAGGCACGCGAGUCACCCUCCGAGAGUGACAGUGGAAUCUCCGAGGACCCCCGCUCCGACAGCCCACCCCACAACGGGGCUAACCAAUCAGAGGUGCCUUACGCCAUCGCCACAACGCCCACACUCUACCAGGUUGUCUAUGACAUCAACGGGCUGGAUGGGGUGAAGACAGAGCCUGGAUCCAGCAGCGUGGAUGUGAUAUCCAUAGAGCUGGAUGAGUGGAGCUCUCGAAUGCUCGUUCCGCAGGGCUGUAUUGUGAGCGAGCUGCCCUCCAUCCCUGUGUGCGCAGCGGGGAGAACCAGCCCUCUGACCGCCAAGGACCCCUGCAGCCUGGGCUCGCUACCGCUGUACCCCGAUCUGAUGCUGACAGAAGAGGAGCAGAGAUUGUUGAACCAAGAAGGGAUUGCAUUACCCAACAACCUGCCUCUCACCAAGGCGGAGGAGCGCAUUCUGAAGAAAGUGCGUCGGAAGAUCAGAAACAAGCAGUCUGCCCAGGACAGUCGACGGAGGAAGAAGGAUUACAUUGACGGGCUGGAGAGCAGAGUGUCUGCUUGUUCCGUGCAGAACCAGGAGCUGCAGAAGACGGUGCAGCAGCUGGAGAAACACAACAUGUCUCUCGUAGCCCAGCUGAGGAGGCUGCAGUCCCUCAUCAAGCUGACCUCGACCAAGGCAGCGCAGACUGGCACUUGUAUCCUGAUCUUCAUUUUCUCUCUGGCCCUGAUCAUCUUCCCCAGUUACAGCCCUUUCAGCUCGGAGCCUGCGGUCAGUGAGGAGGUGUACAGACCUGCUGGGGUGAUAUCGAGAAACAUUCUAACAGACACAGAAUCUUUUAGAAUGUCGGACACAGAAGAUGAUGUCAUCACCGAUAACAAGAUUCCAUCCCUUCAGGAACUCCCGCCCUCCAACUCAGACACUGACCAAUCGGAAAACGCGGAUCUUUCCAGCAUCACCUUUCAAAAGCCAAUCAGCAGCGAGGAGGAGGCAAAUAAUGAGAAAGAGGAGGUCCUUAUCCAAGCCAACGUCCUUGAGGAGGUCAAGUUGAAAAACGUGUCAUUACCGAGUGAGCUGGUCGAUCCUGUGGACCCAGAAAGCCAGCCGGCGCUGCCAGUGAAAGGACAAGAUGGCAGAAGCCUUGAUUCUGCCAAGCCAGUCCACGCAGACGAAAUGUAACCACAUUCUUAAGAGCCGUCUAGAAAACCUUUUUGUUUUAGCCCCUGCUGGCGUGCCUCUUGCAAACAUUCAAGCUGUUCUGUAGGUCCUGUUUGGUCUGCUUUCCAGCAUUCACACUGGGUAUUAGGAGGAGCUGUAAUGUGUUAAUUGUCCACCAGGUGGAGUCGGUGUACAUACUGAAUAGUGGUUUAAAAAGUACCCUGAUAAGGCUCUGAAAUGUCUUGACCGAUUUACUCUGUUAUUUUCUGUUUCUGAUGUCACUUCCCGGCGAGCUUUUUAAAAAAUUUUUUAUAAAGUUUACAGCACCCGUUGCUUAUAUAGAGCCCUCAAACAUGUCUUCUCUCUACAGCCAGUCCACCAGAGGGGAACCGUUAACCUGUCCCCCCUGCAGCACACUGCCCCCAGUGGAUGUAACAAAUACUACACUGGUGGAACAAAUGUGGAAUUUCUUACAUCCACUGGGGGCAGUGUUGCAAGUAGGUAUGUUUAUGAAUACACUUGGUAAGAAAAACAAAACAAAAACACAGUCUACAAAUAAGAAGUAAAAUACAUCAAAGUGAAUUAUAUGUCCCUUCACUAGUAAGCCCCCCUGUUGAGCACGUUUUCUACAAGUUUAGUGAAGGUUGUUGCACUUAUUUCCUGUUGGAAAUAUCAGCUUAAACACAGUUAUCUGCUUAGUUUUGCUUUUGGAUCUACUGCAGGACCUGAAGCUUUCAUUUAUAACCCUCUAUCCUACUGCUGCUCACAGAAUGACUAAAGCCAUGUUUCCACCUGCCACUGGGACUGACUUGAAAGCGGUUUGAAAACAGGCUUGUUCUUUUCCAUCAGCAGCAGCUCAGACCCAUUUCAAUCAGGACUCUACCUGUCUGUCAGCCCCAGUUAGGAUUGCGGGCUGCCAGGACUUGAUCUCUCCACGCUGCUGGUGGACGUUACCCAGUGACCGUCCAAAACACAAAACAUGUGAGAGGGGGUUUAUGAAAAAGAAAGUAGGCAGAACAUGCUGGCUGUGAUAAUAUUAUGCUGUUGGUAUAAAUAGAAACUGUACAUACAUGUGUGUAAUUGAAUUGUAGGCUGCAGCUGGAAACGGCUGCAGCCCCAGUUUGAUACUGGGAACAAGAGGAGCUUUACAAGCUGGUUUCCUGGUGCAGAUGGAAACGUGGCAUUAGUGGAAAGCAGGUUUCAAAAGGAAGAGAUAAAACUGCCUUCAUUUAAACAAGCUGGACUCUCAACACAGACUGCACAGCUGCAUGCUUGUGGGACACGGCUUUAGUGCAUGUAAGGAAGACGUGCAGAUCCAGGAUUGAGCUGCCAGCAUUUUCCUUUAAAGGCAGAUUUUGACUGUAAACGUACUGAUAAUGAACACUGCAAAGCAGUAUGAUCUGAUUUGAUAUUUUCUUCUUUUUUAUUUUCUUGUAUUUAUAUAUUAAAGGGUAAAUAAGAUCUUAAACUA